Messenger RNA from Linum trigynum, 1579 nucleotides. Lineage: Eukaryota; Viridiplantae; Streptophyta; Magnoliopsida; Malpighiales; Linaceae. The record is from the annotation of a GenBank genome assembly.
UUAUUGUUGAGGUGAUAGCUCACUAGACUAUAUUGAAAAUUAGUUCGAUGAGGGUUGAAAAUUAAAAAUCGAUUUUUUUUUAUUGUCAUGUCAUCUAUUUACCUAUCAAAAUUUAUGGUUGAUUGUUGUUUAGGAUAAAUUUAAUGAAAUUGAAUGAUAGGUGACCAAUCACGAUAUGAGAAUUUAAAUUCAACUAAACUAUGACCAAACUUGCAAUUGAGUCCCUAGUCCCUACAAAUAUAUACCUAAUAUAAACAUUUAUAGGGACAAUUGUAUGCUAGAUGUGCGGUAAAGGAAACUAAAUCCAGCCGGUUGCGACAACGACGAGCAACGCUACUACUGUCUUCUGAACGGCCAUGGCUCACGUCGCAGCUUUCCCAUGUUUUAGCAGCGUCCUUAUGGCCGCCCGCCAGCGACAAAAUGGAGGAGAGAACAGUACAACAAGAAGGCAGCAGCAACAGCUGAAAACAUCGGGAGGAAGCACCAAGAAAGGUUUCGGCGGCGAGAGGAAGGAGCUUUCAUGGAAAUGCGUAGAGGGUUGCGGUGCGUGCUGCAAGCUUGCCAAGGGCCCCUCUUUUGCCACUCCCGAAGAAAUCUUCUCCAAUCCUUCCGAUGUCGAGCUGUAUAGAAGCUUAAUAGGCCCGGAUGGAUGGUGUAUACACUACGAGAAAAGCACCCGCAAGUGCUCUAUAUACGCAGAUCGGCCAUACUUUUGUCGAGUCGAGGUUGAUGUGUUCGAGUCCUUGUAUGGCAUCGACAAGAAGAAAUUCAAUAAAGAGGCUUGCAGCUCUUGUAGAGACACGAUCAAGGCGAUCUAUGGUUUCGAUUCAAAAGAAUUGGAUAACUUCAACCAGUCACUGAAGAAGUGAAAAUUGGCGCUUACAUAAUCCAUGCUCUGUUAGCUUCCAAUUCAUGAAAAAUGCAACAUCAUCUGUACAUCAAAGUAAGAAGCCUACUGAGUAUUCAUCUACAUUGUAUCCAGAUCCAAAUCGUCCUCAAUAUCAUCACCAUCUUCGAAAAGUUUUAGAAACCGAGCUUGUUCUUGUUGCCUCUUCUUCUUCAGCCAGUGCUUGUAUGCUACAACUGACCCCAGAAUCAAAACGGUGGAAACUAGAGCGCUGAUCAGUAUAAUCACAGCAACACGCAUUCCUUUCCCCUUGUGAGAUGAGCUACUAGAGUCUCCAUUUGAAUCUGUCGAGGAACAAUUAUGAACCGGCAACAAUUGAAAGUAAGAAAAGCCCUUAGCUAUUCAUCAACCAGCACAGAUAAUAGCAGAUUUAAACUUAAAAUGACAGGGCAACAAGAGUGUAAACCCUGAUUGUUUCGCCCUCACAGCACGGUCAACAAGAGGGUAAAAGACAUUUGCUUUGUGAAACUGAUCAAUUUGUGGAUCCUAAUUAAAAUCCAAAUAAAGAUGGGAAAUUUGCUUUGUGAAUCACAACCCAAAUGACAGAUUUCCCAUAAAAAUGACAGGGCAACAAGAGGGUAAACCCUGAUUGUUUCGCCCUCACAGCACGGUCGUGGAAUCUGAUCAAUCUGUGGAUCCUAAUUAAAAUCCAAAUAAAGAUGGGAAAUUUGC